AACAUGAAUCUAUUGGUGUUUGUGUUCCUGGCGGCUGCCGUUUGCGCUUCUGAUGUUGAGAAGCGAGAUGCGGAGCCCGGCCACAAAUAUUUGCACCCACAUUAUACCCCAUACAGCCAUCAUGCUGGUAAAAGGGCGGCAGAGCCAGAGGCUGAUCCAACUUAUCCUUUACACUACGUUUCAUCAUACCUUCACUUGAAUAAGCACUAUCGCUAUCUGAGAUCUGCAGAGCCAGAGGCUGAACCUACCUACCCUCGGUACUAUGCCCCAUCUUACCCUUACUUGAAUCUCUAUCGUCAUGCAAGAUCAGCAGAGCCAGAGGCUGACCCUACCUACCCUCGGUACUAUACUCCGUCUUACCCUUACUUGAGUCUCUAUCGCCAUGCAAGAUCUGCAGAGCCAGAGGCUGAACCUACCUACCCUAGGUACUAUGUUCCAUCCUACCCUCCAGUGAAAAGCCACUACCGCCACGGGAGAUCUGCAGAGCCAGAAGCUGAACCUACCUACCCACAUCUCUAUAUUCCAUCAUACUACAAAGUGAAUUCCCACUAGGUGUCUGAAGAGGCUGAUGUUUAUGCUGAUCAUACUUCAUGGUUAUAUUGCAAUGGGUGUCCUGUCAGUCACUAUUGCGUUGCCAUUUGCAGAUGACAUUCAACAUUCAAGAGAUCCACUGAUCCUUCAUCCAAUACAUACAAUGGAAACCAUUAUUCUCACAACCGUUUUACUUACUAAGGCAUCCAGGAACAAAAAAACAUUCCUUUGCUUGUAACAAUGUUUUACUUGAAUGAGUGUCU
This is a messenger RNA of Cherax quadricarinatus, 794 nucleotides long. RefSeq lists its product as uncharacterized. The record is from RefSeq and is a predicted model, not a curated record. NCBI's taxonomy places the organism in Eukaryota, Metazoa, Arthropoda, Malacostraca, Decapoda, Parastacidae.